UCCCCAAACUUCUGCCCCCUUCAUUUGCAGUCUUUAUUCUCCUCUGUCUGACUUCCAGUGUUCUUUGAGCAUUGCUCAUCUGGAUCCACCCUUUGCUUGCCUGCGCUUGCCCCACUCAUCCCCCUCACCUCUUCAUUCCAGCUAUCUCCCCUCUUUCAGUCCAGAUGAAGGGUCUUGCUUGACCUGAAACAUCCAUUGCCCGUUUCUCCCGGCAGAUGCUGCCUGACCUGCCGAUUUCCUCCAGCACUUUUACACACAAAACACCUUUUCUGUGGUCUCCAUGUUUCUUCCGCCAAUUGGCCUUCUUUGGAGUUUCAAGGACAACCUGCAUUUCGUGUUAUGGUAUACACCGUGUUUCAAUGUAUUAAAUUGGAACUCUGCUCAAUGAACUGAGUCAAUUUUGAAGCGUGUGGUUUGCUUUACUUGUAAAAUGGUGUGUUCCUUUCAGCCAAAGUUCUGUGACGAUAUUUCGGGGUUUUCCUGCAUCCGGUGACUCUCAAUACCGCACUAUGUGUGACAGCAUCAUGCUUCGUGUGUCAGUCCUUCGUAAGAUUAGUUAAGAAUUUGUUUCAUUCUUUUGCGAUGAAAUGCUCUAAGGUCGGCACCCUUUCAAUGAAAAUGUACAGUCGCGGAUCGGGGAGAGCAGCAUAUCCAGGCUUCAGGCUGGUGGAGGAGCAGAUUCCAUCUGUUUGCAGACGUUGGUUUAUGCUGCAGGGAAUGAGGUCGCCUGAGGGAACUCAUGAAGCGCAGCCGGGACUGAAACCCUGUGCCACACACAUCGACAGAUGGCGGUGUUCUGAAUUCAUCCACGCUGUGGUUUACUCUAAGGACUGGAUUUUGCAUAAACGGGAACUUUGUCACCGAUCGUGUCACAAAAUUUUCUGAAUUCUUCUCACUUUACUGAAGAAAUUUCCUCCAGAGAUAAAGAAAAAAGUUUUCCCCUCAGAAACAAUAAAAUGGAGUAACUUUAAACCAGGCUGAAGAAUUUAAACCUUUCAUGUUGAACACACUCCCACCCUCAAAAGUCAAGCCGCCAAUACUUUAAUUCUUUUGGCUGUGAGAAUAGAUGUUGCAGUGUAAACAAAAAAAAAAGCCUUUGAACAGGGAGAUGAAUCCGGGCUGACGCAGGGAACCAAUUGGAACAUCAAGCCCUCCUCCCUGCGGCUCCCUGUGGUACAGUCUUGGCUAACCCGCUAUUUAAACGGCGGCUUUGCCACUCUCAACACGAAAAGCAACCCGUUUUUCCGCGGUGUGCGAUCGUGUUCAAGAUCCCAACCAUCUCCUCUCAACUUCUGCAAACUUUAGUUUUCCUCCCCCGUUCAACUUUCUGGCUUGCUUUGAGCUCCCCCCCUCCCCCGCCUCUCCUCUCCCCAUCUCUCGCACGGGUAAGCCACUCAACUGCUCCCAAAGAUGAUAUUUGCUUCAACCGGUCGAGUCUUGCUGUACUUGACGUGGGUCUCCCUCGUCCUUGGCAGCACGGUGGAUGUCAGCGUGCUGGUGCUGCUGCCGGUGGAGAGCACGUACCUUUUCUCCAUGAACAGAGUCAAACCUGCCAUCGACUACGCCAUCCAGAACCUGGCGCAGUCCAAGCUGAACUUCAGCGUGCGCUACCUGGACUCUGAAUGUGGCAACAAGGCUCUUUUUCAUCUGGUGGACACCAGCUUGCUACAGAAACCCGAUGUCAUCGUGGGUCCCGUGUGCGACUACGCGGCGGCGCCGGUCGCCAGGCUGGCUUCCCACUGGAACAUCCCAAUGGUGUCAGCCGGUCCUUUGGCGGCCGGCUUCGUUCACAAAGUCCCCGAGUACUCGCAUCUCACGCGGGUCUCCCCGUCCUAUUCCAAGAUGGGCGAGAUGUUCCUGGCCAUGUUCCAGCGCUACAGGUGGAAGAGGGUAUCCCUGGUGUACGCCGAAGAUUUCGAGGAGAGGACCUGCUUCUUCACAGUGGAAGGGGUCCAUAUCGCUUUCCUCGGUGCAGACUAUCACAUGCAUUCUAUUAGUGUCUUUGAUAAGGACGAUCAGUUUGACGACAUCGUGCAGGAUAUCCGGAACCAUGCCAGGAUUGUGAUUAUGUGUGCAAGUAGUCACACCAUCCGUAAGAUUAUGCUCGCAGCCCACCGCCAGGGAAUGACCAACGGAGACUAUGUAUUCUUCAACAUCGAGCUCUUCAACAGCAGCUUAUAUGGAAAUGGCUCAUGGAAACAAGGAGAUAAAUUUGAUCUUGAAGCCAAACAAGCUUACCAGUCACUCCAAACUGUGACUCUACUGAAGACAGCAAAGCCAGAGUUUCACAAGUUUGCUGCUGAUAUGAAAAACAGAUCUCUCCAUCAUUAUGAUUUGACAUAUGAAGAUGAUAAUGUAAACAUGUUUGUUGAGGGGUUCCAUGAUGCCAUUGUACUUUAUGCCAAUGCACUUCAAAAGGUUCUGAAACGAGGAUACAGUAAAAACAAUGGAUCAGAAAUUGUACAGAUGAUGUGGAAUACAACCUUUGAAGGCAUAGCAGGCCAGGUGUCAAUUGAUGCCAAUGGAGACCGAUAUGGAGAUUUCUCUGUGAUUGCAAUGACUGAUCCUGCAACUGGCACGCAAGAGGUAAUUGCUGAUUACUAUGGCUUGAAUGGAACCUUUCAGCUUAGGCCAAAUGUGAGACUUCUGUGGGCAAAUGGAAUGCCACCUCCAGAUGAACCGAGCUGUGGUUUUUCCAAGGACAAACCUGCCACCUGUAAAUCAUGUGGUCUUGGAGAGUCCGCGGUCACAGGCAUUGUAGUUGGCUCACUGCUGGGAUGUGCACUACUGCUCGCUUUUUACCUGUUCAGGAAGAAAUAUAGGAUAACCGUUGAGAGACGAGGUCCAGUGCACGAAGCUGAACCUGGUCCCCACUGCUGCCACCCACUGCUAUGCUUCCUCCUUCAGCUGAGAGCACGGGAUGACCUGGGUCACAAUCUACUCCAUUGUCACCAUUAAUGCCACACUAUACAUGGUCAACAGGAAGUGCACGCCUGCAGGACAGGACUGGUCCUGCCAGUUCGUCCUCGAGCUGAGACGGAAUAUAUUAUUGCUUCCAAGCCUUGGCCUACUCAAGCACCCACUGAUGUAUAGCUUUCAUUAUUUUGUUUUCAUGUAGAAUGUGAAUAUUUUUUGGAAGGGAAGUGUAACUUCUCCCAUGCAUUAACUAUAUUUGUUGUGGCUUCCUACAUUACAAAACAACCUACCCAUAUCUUUCAAGUGAAAAGAUGCUCUCCAUUAGUAGCAUCAUAUUAUGCACGAUAUUAGGUUGAACAGAAAUGUACGAACAAAUUCUGGAGAUUUUACGAACAUAUAUCUUUAGCUGAACAUCUUUUCAGGAAGUACUUUAUUUAGAACCUAGCUCUAAUUCUUUAACAGGAUUUGGUGUCAACGAAUUGUUGACAGGACUCUUGGUAAAUGUUAAUUUACUGAUAAUUUCUACAAGUCAAUUCCCAUUGAUUCAGAUGAUUAGUUAAUUAAAGACUUGCAUGAGAAGCAACCCAUGUUUGGGCAGUGUGCAAGUUGUACAGCAAGGCAGAUGUCUGAUACAUCAGUGAUCACUGACAUCAUUAUUACAGGAAUAAAUUAUUAAAAUAGAUUCAAUUAAAUAUCAAUUGACUGAAAGCUUUAAAAGGUUCUGAAUAAAGUAUCUUGAUUUUAAUAUGGAUUCCAAAGGGCAUUAAGUGAGUUAAAGUUUACAUUAAAGGGAGGUCUGAGAUGAAAGUAUUAGAAUCCAAUUAUCAGUAAUUAAAUCUAGAGACAGCAAAGGCACGGAUGAAGGUAUCAGCAGGAGGUGAUGUAAGGGACUGGCUAUAGUUGAUAGUGAGGAGAGCAGAUCAGAGUGAACUGAGCAUCAGAUGCCAAGACUGACAGCAAUGCUGACGGUUUCAUUUAGUCAUUAGGGAGAGGGAUAAAAAUACCGAAUAGAAAAGAGGAGUUGUUUGUAAACACCUCUGAUCCAUUUUUUCAGUAAAAUUGUGAUUGAUCUGAUAUUUGAUCUCACAUUCUUGUACAAUUCCACUCUCCUUGAUUCCCUUCUAGUCAACUUUAUUCCGCUUGGAUCUCAGACGUAAUGUACACUGAAGACAAAAGUUUUGAGCAAUGAAUACUAGAUGUGCUAUACCACCAGCAUGAUCAAUUGGAGGCAACUGAACGUUUGAGACUGGUAAUAAAGUAGAAUGGGGAAUGGUUAGUGUAUGCAGGGAAGUUGCCAAUGUGACUUUCAAUGACAUUGCUGGGAGAUGAAAUAGAAAAAUCUAGGACUAAGUCUUCUUUUGUGAUUACUACAUGUGUCUUUAAUACUUUUCAUUAGUUUUGACAUUCUUCUAAUUGUCAUUGAUGUUUUUUAACUAAACCUGUGUGACUCUCUGGCUCUAUCUUAUCUAUCUUUGUUCUGUUAGAAUGUAUUCCUUUAACCUUUUAGGAUAUUAGAAAACUUCCUCUGAUGUGGGAAUGAAGAGCUGCAAUUUAUGCAUGUUUUGACCAACACUUAAUAACCCUGGAAUUUGUUCUCAUCCUCUUGUUUCUCUCCUAUCUCGUCCAUGCCAAAUCUGAAGCCAUUUUGUGAACAGGACACACUGCCUGCCACUCAAUACUGCUUCCAUUAUACCAGUCAUCAUCCAAUUCCUUUUCAGAAUGUUAGGCUAACUAAUCUCAUAGGACAUAGACAGUACAGCACAGUGCAGGCCAUUUGGCUCCCAAUAUUGUGCUGACCUUUUAACCUACUCCAAGAUCAACCUAACCCCUCCCACAUAGCUAUCCAUUUUUCAUUCAUCAAUUUGCCUAUUCAAGAAUCUCUUAACUGCCCCUAUUGCACCUGCCUCUACCACCCUCACCAUGUGCUUGGUACCUCCAGUCUUGAACAUUCUGAUGCUUGCCCCACUGGCCUCCAGCUUUGAAUGAAUGGAUGCUACUUAAAAUGACCACAGCUCCCAUCAGAACUUGCUGCUGGCCUCAUUCAUCUAUGUGUAUUUAGUCAGGUUUACUCCUGCUCCAACUUUAUUUAUUUAUUUAGAGAUACAAAGCAGAACGGGCCCUUCUGGCCCAACUCAGCAACCCACCUAUUUAACAAUGACCAAUCAACCUACCAAUCGGUACUUCUUUGGAUUGUGGGAAGAAACUGGCGCAGCUAAUGGAAACCCAUGCGGUUCAUAAGGAGAACAUACAGACUCCUUACAGAUGGUACUGGAAUUUAACUCUGAACUCUGGAUCACCUUGAGCUGUAAUAGCUUCGUGCUAACUGCAAUGCUACCGUGGUGCCCUAUGAUUGAAAAUUUCAGUCUUGUUUUUAAAUAUCUCGAUAGACCCAGACACUUCCAACACUCCAUCCUGGCAACCUCAUGUCUCCUUGACUUCAUUGAUCCUCCAGCUCUGGCCACUUAUCUCUUCUUUAUAUAAAUUGUUACAGAGUUUGGGGGCCAAGCCAACUGCACAUGUAUUGGCUUUGGUCCCAAACUCUACAAACGUCCACCUUUUGCUUUCCAUCUAUCUUCUGUAAGAGGCUCCUUAUCUCUCCGACUGAGCUUUUGGCAAUUUACCCUGAUGGUCCUCUCUCCUUCUCUGUAGCUCAAUGUAAAGUUUAGAACAUAGAACACUACAGCACAGUACAGGCCCGUUAGCCCAAGAUGUUGUACUGAUCUUAUAACCAACUUCAUGAUCUAACCCUUCCAUCCUACAUUGCCCUCUAUUUUUCUAUCAGCUUUGUACCAUUUUCCCCUCACACACCUUCACUUUUCCUCAUCUGCCCUUCUCUGGUGCCCCUCCCCUUCCCUUUCGUUCAUAUUUGAUAUUACUGUUAUACUCCUUGAGCCCUUUCAUUGUGGUGGAGUGCUAUACAAAUGCAGUUGGUACUCGUUGUGACGAGGUAGUUGCAAAUUGGAGUGGAAAUUAAAACAAGGAUUGACAAAGCACAUGAUGGCACGUUGGUAGUCUAUCUAAAGAGCAUUAGGUCUCAAGGUGCUCUGCUGCAAAAGUCCCUGAUAAAAUCUCAUUCACACAAAGUAUGUGCACCUUCUGUUUUGGUGUAAGUGAACAUUAUGACAGGUUUCAUAUUCUUCUUGGUUUCCUCAAGAGCUUUGGCUCCCUCUAAUCAAACUCUGUUUCAGGAUGUUUUAUCUUCUUUGGCCGAAGUGUGUCUAUGAAGAUCUACUGAUGCAUUAAGUAGGUUCAUGCCUCAGAUUUGGGAUAGGAUUUCUGGUAGAACUUCCAUAUGAAUGAAAUUUGGCUGUGCCACAAUUUCAUUGUGUGUUAGAAACUCGUACUUGGAUAAUUAUUCAUAAACUGUAAGGAAUUUUGCAAUUCAAACAAAUCUAUGUGGCUGUUGCCCUGCCUCAAACAUGAGCAGCUACAGGGCGUGAGUAAAUAAACCUCGUGAUAUGUUUGAUAGCUGUCAUUUUAUGAAUAUUCUAAGAGAAUAUUAGUAGCAUGAGUUUUCCCAUGAGUAUGGACGGAAAGCUUGGAUGGAUUUUUUUAAAAUCAAAUCACUUCAGAAAAAAAUUAUGCAAACAAGGCAUUUGAAGAUAUCAAUAGCAAUGUGUACUUGUGAAGCUUUGUUUUUGACUUUUAAAAAUGAAAGAUAUCCAUGCAUUUUCUGUUGCUGACAUUGUAAAUAAAAAGCUUUUACUUUGGGGCAAUCACUUUAA
Messenger RNA from Hypanus sabinus (Atlantic stingray), 6641 nucleotides. It is a transcript of the gene npr3, whose product is annotated as natriuretic peptide receptor 3. Gene Ontology annotation, biological process: vasodilation; regulation of blood pressure. The transcript has 9 exons. Gene Ontology annotation, cellular component: membrane. NCBI's taxonomy places the organism in Eukaryota, Metazoa, Chordata, Chondrichthyes, Myliobatiformes, Dasyatidae. The record is from RefSeq and is a predicted model, not a curated record. Bases 1411 to 2958 code for a protein of 515 amino acids. Gene Ontology annotation, molecular function: natriuretic peptide receptor activity; peptide hormone binding.